Molecule: messenger RNA, 1972 nt
Organism: Cokeromyces recurvatus
Lineage: Eukaryota; Fungi; Mucoromycota; Mucoromycetes; Mucorales; Mucoraceae
Product: major facilitator superfamily domain-containing protein
Exons: 8
Coding region: 48-1568 (506 amino acids)
Biological process (GO): transmembrane transport
Molecular function (GO): transmembrane transporter activity
Source: RefSeq, a predicted model, not a curated record
UUUUUUUUUUUAGAUAAUUUUUUUUUCUUUUCCUAAAUAUCUAUAUCAUGAAUCAACAACAAGAUACAUUAUCUAGAAGCUAUACAGAUAGUAUAUCAAGCUAUUUAUAUAGUAGAAUGGAAGAAACUGAUAAUCAUAGUAUAAUGGAUUAUACAAACCAAUCAAUUCGUUCUUUUCAUACUAAUGGAAAUUUGACUCCAGCAAAGGAUAAGUCACUGUUAAAGAUUGAUAAUUAUUAUGAAAUAGGAAGAAAAAGUUCUACCAUGUCUGAUAUAGCAUCAUCUCAAUAUAAUUCUUUUAGAGAAGAGAUGCCUAUUAACUACGAAAACCAUCAAGAAGAGACGGUAACACCUUUACCCUUAUCACAAAUACUUGUCAUUUCCAUCAUACUCUUUAGUGAGCCCCUUACAUCUACUAUUUUGUUCCCGUUUAUUUAUUUUAUGAUUAAAGACUUUCAUCUAUCAGACGAUGAAAAAGAGAUUGGUCAUUAUGCAGGAUGGAUCACUUCUAUAUUCUUUUUAGCUCAAUUUUGUACUGCUCUUAUGUGGGGUAAAAUAUCAGAUAAAUAUGGAAGAAGGCCAGUAUUAUUGACCGGAUUAAUUGGAAAUGCAAUAUCAGUAUGCUUGUUUGGUGUAAGUAAAAACCUUUGGUGGGCUAUUAGUGCACGCGCUUUAUGUGGUGUUAUGAAUGGUAAUGCAGGUGUCGCUAGAAGUGUAGUUAGUGAGAUCACAGAUAACACAAAUAAAGCCAAGGCAUUUUCACUUUUCGGAUUUUGUUGGGGUGCAGGCAUGAUUGCUGGUCCUGCAUUAGGCGGCUAUUUCUGUAAGCCAGCUGAGCACUUUCCAACUAUAUUCGGUAAUAAUCAGUUUCUAAAGGAGUAUCCAUAUUCCUUACCAUGCUUUAUAUCUUCAUGUGGAACUACCAUCGGGUUUAUUAUUGCUUACUUUUAUUUAAAAGAAUCUAAUCCCAAUGUUAUAGCAAAUAAUACAUUGAACACAGAAAAUGAUAAACAACAAGUAAAUGAGUGUACAUCACUUUUAAGAAAUGAUACGACAGAAUAUUCAAAUAAAGUAGCAGUGUUGAGUUCACCUAAGAUAGCAUCUAUAAAUGAUAUAUCAAGUGUUUCAUUUAUUGUCAUCCUUUCUUACUCCAUAUUCUCCUUCCAUGCAAUGAUAUUUGAUGAAGUCUUACCUCUUUAUUUUACAGCACCCACUUAUGCAGGUGGAUUAGGCUUCACAUCUGCUGAAUAUGCAAAAGUAUUGUCAUGCUUCGGAAUCAUACAACUUAUUAUUCAGUUUGUAAUUUAUCCGAAAUUAACAAAAAGAUUUUCCACGUUAGUACUUUGUCAGACAGCAUUCCUUUUUUUUAUUCCACUUUAUUUACUCUUUCCAGAGUUGAGUACUCUAAAAGAAUUAACUAGUGAUGAUGGGCAAAAUUGGAUAUUUAAUUUCGCUUACAUAACAUUGUUGCUGUUUCGAUUUCUUGGCAACUGCUUUUCAUUCACAGGACUUGGUAUAAUGACAAGUUUAUCCGCAGAACCUGAAGUACUUGGGAUUGUAAACGGGUAAUAAAUAAAUUUAAUAACUACAUAUCUAUGCAUUAUAUUCAUCACUUCCGUUAAUAUAGCUUAUGCCAAUCUUGCAUAUCACUUGUUCGAGCUCUCGGUAUAGUAUUAUAUAUGCAUACAAUUCAUUUCUAUCGAAGUAAACACUUUUUUUUUUAAAAAAAAAUAUAUGUAGGGCCUACGUUUGGUGGUUCACUUUGGUCAUAUUCUCUAAAGGAUGGAAAUCAUUUCCCUUUUGAUCGACACUUAAUUUAUUAUAUCAUGGCUUGCUUAUCAUUAUAUAGUUUUCUUCAAAGUCUCUCAAUACCUAAUAGUGUAGCUUUAGGUGGAAUAAGAAAACGGAUUUAAUUAGUUUAUCAAAUACAUUCUAUAAUUAAAAAUAAAAUGUAUAUUUUUUCUUAAAGUCAA